Messenger RNA from Didymodactylos carnosus, 1863 nucleotides. NCBI's taxonomy places the organism in Eukaryota, Metazoa, Rotifera, Eurotatoria, Philodinida, Philodinidae. The record is from the annotation of a GenBank genome assembly.
AUGGAUAGACGCUAUGGUGUUCAUGUACGACGAAUUAAAAGGUCUCGUCGUUCACUAUUUAUUUGUCUUUUAUGUGCAGUAACCAUACUGUAUUUAUUCUCCAAAUGGAUUCCAAGUAGAAUUACUCCUGCAAAUAUUCCAAAUGAAAUGUGUCUUGAUGUAAAAUUAGAUUCUUAUUCACGUGAAGUAGAUGAUAUGAGCACAAUUAUUAAUCAUCAACCAAUUAAAUAUGGAGAAAUAGUUUCAUUACCGUUCACUGGUAAUGGUUAUAUUGGUCUAUCUCUUUCGUUACAAUCUCGUUUACAACUGAUGUAUGAUCGCACAUUCGUUUCCACCGCCUAUUCACCGCUUGUUCAAAUUACAUCCGAUACAUGGCACGAAUCAUCAGCUAAUGUUCUUCAAAUGAGAACAGGUCUUGUUAGACGAAUAUCCUGCUUUAAACAUGAUGGUACAAAAUCCGCCUAUGUUAAACAUUUGCUCUAUGCUCAUCGAACGAAACCGUCGUUAUUAAUACAAGAAGUUGAGAUAUCAAAUCCGUCAGAUUAUACACUCGAUCUUGACUUUAAACAAAUAGAUGAAACAAAGUCAUCGACAACCACAAAACAAUUAGAUCAGCAAGAUAUUAGUUUUACUAGUGAUGUGUCUUCAUCUAAUGAUUUAUUUACUCUUACAACAUCUCAAAUAUCCGUUCGUCCACAUAAUAAUAACUUUGUCAUUAUGGUUACUUUAUCUCAAAAAUUAAGAACAACUCAAGCACAUAUUAAGCCUGGUAGUGAUGAUAAAUUUACUCUCUAUCUGAUAACAAAAUUUUCUUCUCUACUAUCUGAUAAUUUAAUGGCUAACGAUACAUACGUUAGACAAUAUACACAAACAUUACAAAAACAAGCGAAAGAAGAUAUGAUAUCUGCUCUACAAUCAUCAAUAUUUAAAUUAAGAAAAGAACACAUUGACGCAUGGAACUCGAUUUGGCAUAGUGGUUUUUCGAUAUCUCGUUCCUUGGCCCCACAAGCGACCAAUGGUGAUAUAAUUAAUCGAACGUUGUACUAUAUUCUUUGUUCCACACCUGCUCCUCUCUACGAUCUCAGAUUGAACGAAACAAAAAGAGAAGAAUUAAAACAAAAUUUAUAUCAAACAGAUCGAUGUUACGAUGAACACAGUACAUUAGCGGGAAAGAAAUUGUGGCUGAAUCGUGGCGAUGACUUGGCCGUAUCUCAAUUAAACUCUUUAUGGAGAUUAACAUUAGGGAAAAAAGGGUGUACAAAACUAUUACAAUCGGGUGCUGAUGGUAUAUUACAAGCGAUGUUACUAUCGGUGGGCGGUCUUCGUUUUCGUAAUCAUCAUUUAGAAAUGUAUUUGGAUCCAAAAGACUUACAUCGUGAUAUGUUAUUCUACAGAAUUAAUUUUGGUAAAAAUCUUCAAUUAAACAUUACAUUACAAGUGGAAUUAGAUAAUAGAGCUGUGAUUUAUGCAUCCGUUGAUAAAGACGAUUCUAAUUCAUAUGCGUGUGAUGCUGGAUGUCUUGAUGCACCAGCAAAAUUAAGUACAACUCCUGUUCGUUUCCCAGUUAAAAUGACCCAGCCACCAACAGCUAUUUUAUAUGUUACCGAAGAUUUUGAACAUAUUAGUCAAUUGAAAGACACAAUACAUGUCCGAGAAGUCGAAAUAGCUCCACCGCAUGGUCAUGAUAUAUUAGCAUUACAUCGUCAUGGACAUAAAUUAGGCGGUUUACCGCUCACAUUUUGGAUAUCACUCAUUAUUCUAAUUCUUAUAUUUCAUUUAUUUCUUCUCAAAAUUGUUCUCAACGAAAUGGGUUAUUUCAAUAAACAAAUAUUACCCACGCACAAUCGACCUAGAGUAUUGUGA